AUGCACGCGUACCUCUUCCAUAAUGACGAGGAGCUUGAGCCAGUUGAGACCGGACUCAGCGAGAUGGAACUGGAAGAUGUGAAGACUGGGGAAGUGAGGAAUCAACGACGGUUUGGGUGGGCCUUUUAUGUCUUUCAGACAAACGACGAGGCCUCCUUGAGGAUGACCGCAUCGCAAGAUCCGAAGUACCGUUUCACAAAAACCCUGUGUGGAGUUUCAGUCGAGAUGAUGUGUACUUCAUUGUACCAAUUCAGAAGUGGCGAGAAGACCGGUUUGGAGAUGGGAGCUAACGAAAAGUGGCAGGGGGAAGUAGCCACUCUUGCAAGAUGA
Molecule: messenger RNA, 330 nt
Organism: Acaulospora colombiana
Lineage: Eukaryota; Fungi; Glomeromycota; Glomeromycetes; Diversisporales; Acaulosporaceae
Source: the annotation of a GenBank genome assembly